AUGGCCAACAGGGAGUGGUAUAAGAAGGCUAAGAAGGAGGUGAAGUUAGCGGUUACUGUGGCUAAGACUGCAAUGUUUAGACAUUUGUAUGAAGAGCUCAGGGAGAAAGGUGGAGAUAAGAAGUUGCACAUACUGGCUAAAGUGAGAGAAAGGAAGACCCGUGAUCUGGAUCAAGGUUGUUCGACUGCGAAAGUCAUUCAUCUGGUGAGGAGAUUGAUGGAGCAAUAUAGGACAAUGAAGAAGGACUUGCAUAUGGUGUCCAUUGGCCUAGAGAAAGCAUACGACAAAGUCCCGAAAGAGGUUAUAUGGAGGUUUUUGGAGACUAAAGGUGUGCCUAUAGCAUACGUUAGGGCGAUUACAGAUAUGUAUGAUGGAGCUAAGACACGA
Molecule: messenger RNA, 387 nt
Organism: Nicotiana tabacum (common tobacco)
Lineage: Eukaryota; Viridiplantae; Streptophyta; Magnoliopsida; Solanales; Solanaceae
Source: RefSeq, a predicted model, not a curated record